CCGCUCCAUUCCUCUGCCUGACUGCCUCCCUCCAUUUUGCCGCUCUAGCGUUGGCUAGUCUGCUCCCUCCCGUGCCCACACUGCACCUGCACCAGCACCAGCGCAAGCACGACGCCGAGGGCAUGGAGCGCGGCCGUGCACCGCUCGUUCUCCUCUUGCCGCUGCCGCUGCUGUUCCUGCUCGCGGUCGUCGGCUCGUCGUCGACGUUCUUGGAGGAGGACUUGAUUCUUGGCACGGUGGAGACGGCGAAGGUGGGCGGCAAGGGCGCGAACGCGAGCACGAGGAGAGGGGGCGGCGGUCGGGGGAGGUACUACGUAGGGUGGAAGGAGGAGAUCUCGGGGAUGGCGGGGCGGCCGGAGCUGGCGGCGUGGCUGCGCGGGUUGCGGCGCCGGAUCCACGAGCGGCCCGAGCUGGCGUACGAGGAGGUGGAGACGAGCCGCCUGGUCCGCGACGAGCUGGACGCCAUGGGGGUCGGGUUCAGACACCCGCUCGCGCGCACCGGCGUCGUCGCCACCGUCGGCACCGGCCGCCCGCCGGUCGUCGCGCUCCGGGCGGACAUGGACGCGCUGCCCAUCCAGGAGGCCGUGGAGUGGGAGCACAAGAGCAGGAGCCCGGGGAAGAUGCACGCGUGUGGGCACGACGCGCAUGUGGCGAUGCUCCUCGGCGCGGCCAGGAUCCUCAAGGCUCGCGAGCACCACCUCAAGGGCACAGUGAAGCUUCUGUUCCAGCCAGCCGAGGAGUCCGGUUGCGGCGCCAAGCGGAUGAUCGAGGACGGCGCGCUGGAGGGCGUGGAGGCCAUCUUCGCGGUCCACGUCUCGCAUCAGCACCCGACGUCCGUCAUCGGGUCGAGGACGGGGCCGCUGCUCGCGGGCUGCGGGUUUUUCGAGGCCGUGAUACGCGGCGACACGCAAGGGCAACAACACGGCGCGAAGGAACCGCGGUGGAGUCCGGCCGAUCCCGUCCUGGCCGCCGCCUCCACCAUCAUCAGCCUGCAGAGCAUCGUCUCCCGCGAGGCAGAUCCCCUGGAUUCACAGGUGGUGUCCGUCGCCGUCGUGAACGGCAGCGACCACCUCGGUGCGCCGGCAGAGGAACUAGUGCUGGGCGGCACGUUCCGCGCGUUCUCCAACGCGAGCUUCUACCACCUGCGGCGGCGGAUCGAGGAGGUGAUCACGGCGCAGUCGCGGGUGCACGGGUGCGAGGCGUCCGUGGACUUCUUCGAGAACCAGAGCUUCUACCCGCCGACGGUGAACGACGCGCGCAUGUACGGGCACGUGAAGGCGGUCGCGGCCGAGCUUCUCGGCCCGUCGAGCUACCGCGACGUGCCGCCGAUGAUGGGCGCCGAGGACUUCUCUUUCUACUCGCAGGCGGUGCCCGCGGGGUUCUACUACAUCGGCGUGCGGAACGAGACGCUCGGGUCCGUGCACACGGGCCACUCGCCCUACUUCAUGAUCGACGAGGACGUGCUCCCCACCGGCGCCGCUUUCCACGCCGCCGUCGCCGAGAGGUUCCUCGCGGAGCACGCCUCCCUGAUGGGCUCCCCUUCGUCUGGCAUCUCCCCAGACCUGAUCGAACAGGAGCUGUGACCGAGACGAGACCGGCUAGUUAACCACUCGACCAGCGCGAGGCCGCGUGCUUGCGUUGCGGUCGCGAGCGCGGACGGGCGCCGCUUCGGUUGGUGGUGCGCGCGCACGGUGCAAAUUGGUGGUUUUUGCCCGAUCGCUCGGCCGUUGGGCGGUUCCUUGCGGCGUUGGGACGCGGGCUCCGUUUGGUUAGCUUUCGUCGCCGUCGUGCUCGCGACCGAUUGAUCUGCGGUCGUGGCGCGCCGGCGGUUUUUGGUUUUCCCGUGUUUCUCAUGCGUCAGCAAAGAACGACGGCGGUUGGCGCGUGUGUAAAACACCUGGAAAAAUGUAGCAUUACUAAUGCAAUAUGGGUAGUUCGUGUUGUUGCCCCGGCCGACCGGGGAUGGAUCUGGAUCCGAGAUAUUGACGUUACGGUGAUUUUAUCGCUAACACGUGAGUUUAAUUCUA
Messenger RNA from Phragmites australis (common reed), 2027 nucleotides. RefSeq names its product IAA-amino acid hydrolase ILR1-like 6. Lineage: Eukaryota; Viridiplantae; Streptophyta; Magnoliopsida; Poales; Poaceae. The transcript is spliced from 4 exons. The coding region runs from base 123 to 1583 and encodes 486 amino acids. Gene Ontology annotation, biological process: auxin metabolic process; jasmonic acid metabolic process. Gene Ontology annotation, molecular function: IAA-Ala conjugate hydrolase activity. The record is from RefSeq and is a predicted model, not a curated record. Gene Ontology annotation, cellular component: endoplasmic reticulum.